Heterobasidion irregulare TC 32-1 is the source of this 1128-nucleotide messenger RNA. RefSeq names its product lipid transport protein. The record is from RefSeq and is a predicted model, not a curated record. Bases 1 to 1029 code for a protein of 342 amino acids. Lineage: Eukaryota; Fungi; Basidiomycota; Agaricomycetes; Russulales; Bondarzewiaceae. Gene Ontology annotation, molecular function: phosphatidate phosphatase activity. Gene Ontology annotation, biological process: phospholipid metabolic process. The transcript has 11 exons.
AUGUUUGGCUCUGGCGACACUGGGCGUCCCAGACGCAAAACUGACAACGUAAGAAGGAGGAAGCUGCUGCUUUCGUACGCCCCAGACUGGGUUGUGACUAUCGCGUUAGCGGCUGCAUUCUUUGCAUUGGACAAAGUUACGGGAUUCAAACGGGAGUUCUCGGUGACGGAUACUUCGCUGCGGCAUCCCUAUGCUGUACAUGAACGAGUUCCGAAUCUCGCACUGUACAUGAUCGCGAUCGUUGCCCCCAUAGUUCUGCAAUGGGUGGCAAAUGUCUUCACCAUUCGAUCAUGGUGGGACGCCCAUAACAGUACCCUCGGAGUGAUUCUCGGGCUCUCUCUUACUGGCGCAAUAACCCAAUUCGCGAAGAUUACAGUCGGUCGCCCGCGACCAGAUCUUAUUUCUCGGUGUAAUCCUGUCGAGGGAACCGUUGACCCAACAUUUGGCCUUUCAUCGGCUGCUAUCUGCAACCAGAGCAGCACGUACAUCCUCGAAGACGGGUUCCGUAGCUUCCCCAGUGGCCAUGCCAGCUUAUCGUUUGCUGGUCUCGGUUUUCUGUCCUUCUAUCUUGCCGGUAAGAUGCAUCUGUUUGACAGGCGAGGACAUGCUGCGAAAGCAUGGAUCGCAUUGACGCCAUUGGCGGGCGCCUCUCUUGUGGCCAUCUCCCGUACGAUGGAUUAUCGCCACCAUUGGCAGGAUGUCCUCACCGGCUCCAUCCUAGGUCUCGUGACCACAUACUUUGCCUAUCGACAGUACUACCCUUCCCUUGCGUCGGAGCAUUCCCACCGUCCCUAUUCUCCUCGCAUCAAACGUGAUGAGGCCACACUCCCGAUGCACCGACCGACUCCCUCUGCCGAUGUAAUGUAUUCUGGUGCCAGUGGCCACGGCGCGUCUCAGUACCAUGAUGGCAGUGAGGAAGAGGUCGAGUUGGUAGACGGCACUGUGCGCCGAGGCGGACCAGGCCCAUUGGAGGAUGUUUGGAAGGACGGCGACGAGCGGAGGAAAUCGCCUCAUGACGGUGCCAUCUGAUUGCAGACUUGAUCCAAUGAUUGUUUCCAGCACCGGCGAGGAUUUUUAUACAAUGACUGUACUAAUGCUGGGGCCAAAGGUUAACCAUUUCUACAACAC